AUGCCGCCCCGCCAGCGCCAGGGCCUCACGCAGCUCCAGAAAUACGAGAUAUGCCGUCUGCGCGCCCAGCACCCGUCCAUGAAGCUCGCCGAGUUCGCGCAGCUGCCGCUGUGCCCGCGCCGCCGCGACGGCCGCCCGCUCGCAAUCUCGAGCCUCGCGGACCACCUCAAGGGCUGGGAGGAGACGGUCAAGCAGGGCCCGCCGGAAGGCGCGGAAGCAAACAAGAAAAAGUCCCGUCCCGCCAUGUUCCCCAUCUUCGAGUACCUGCUGGUCACCUGGAUCGACGCGGCCGAGGCCGCGCGCCAGCCAAUCACCGACGAGGCCAUCCGCGCGCAGGGCAAGCGCAUCCAGGAGCGGCUGUCGAGCAGCAGCGCCGACGAGUGCCGCGAGACGUACGACAGCUUCGAGAUGAGCAGCGGCUGGCUGCAGGGCUUCAAGCAGCGCCACAACAUUGACCAGCACAAGCGCCACCGCCAGGUCGGCGGCCCGUUCGACGCCGCUGCCAUACCGACACAUCGCGCGAGUCUGAGUAUGGGGCUGAGGCAGUUUGCGCCGGCGGAUAGGUAUAACUGUGAUGAGGCGCGGCUGCACUUUGAUCGCCAGCCGGAGCUGCCGGGGUCGGGGUCGGGGUCGGGGUCGGGGGUGGAGGCGCAGGGUGCGGGAGGUGCGGGAGGUGAGGAGGGUGGUGGUGGUGGUGCUGGUGGGGGAGAGAAAGAUAAGGAGAAGGAGAAGGAGAAAGGGCGGUUCACGGUGUUUCUAUGCGUCAAUGCCGACGGCACCGACAAGCGGCGCAUCACGGUCAUGAGCAAGAUCCGCACGCCCGCCGUCUUCAAGCGCGAGCGCAUCAAUCCCGCCAACCUGCCCGUCACCUACCGCUACAACAAGAAGACCUCACUCCCCACCGACCUCUGGUAUGAGUUCCUGCGCACCUUCGACGCCGACAUGCGCGACGCCCGCCGCCGCAUCGCCCUCGUCUGCGAAAACUGCCCCACAUACCCAACCCCCACGAAGCCCCCGCCAAACUACAAGGGCCCGCCGCCGCCCGUCCUCACAAACAUCACGCUCUUCUUCCUACCCACAAACACGGCCGCCCUCCUACAGCCCCUCAGCCAGGGAAUCAUCACAGCCUUCAAAGCAACCUACCGCAAGAUGUGCGCCGAGCUCCUCCUCGACCACCAUCACCAUCACCACAGCCACCACGCAGCGAGGCGUGAGCGCGAGCGCAUAAACACCCUCGAGGCAAUCGACAUCAUCACGUCCGCCUGGAGCGCCAUCCCGCCGCGCAUCAUCCUGCAGUGCUGGCAGGCGGCCGCAAUCUGCGAGGACCUCGCACUGAUGGAUCUCGGUGGCUCGCCCACCGAGUACGUUGAGGCGCAGCGGCGUGCGUGUCUGGGCGUGCUGCAGCGGCUGCAGCCGCGGCAGGAGCUGGCGGGCGCGCUGCUGGAGGCGUUUUGGGGCGCCGAGGAGGAGAUCCCGGGGUGUGAGGGUGGGGAGGCGGGGCGCCGGAUGUGGUGA
Molecule: messenger RNA, 1515 nt
Organism: Morchella importuna
Lineage: Eukaryota; Fungi; Ascomycota; Pezizomycetes; Pezizales; Morchellaceae
Exons: 2
Coding region: 1-1515 (504 amino acids)
Cellular component (GO): nucleus
Molecular function (GO): DNA binding
Source: RefSeq, a predicted model, not a curated record